Molecule: messenger RNA, 2232 nt
Organism: Ceraceosorus guamensis
Lineage: Eukaryota; Fungi; Basidiomycota; Exobasidiomycetes; Ceraceosorales; Ceraceosoraceae
Exons: 3
Coding region: 241-1755 (504 amino acids)
Biological process (GO): protein lipoylation
Cellular component (GO): mitochondrion; cytoplasm
Molecular function (GO): lipoyltransferase activity
Source: RefSeq, a predicted model, not a curated record
AUCUUCCAUCUGCGUCUGCAUCGCGUCGGAAUCAAGAGGCGCGAGAGAGAAAGAGGGAGAGGUCAGGUCAGUGGCGCGGCGUGAUUGAAUUUCUUGAUGACUAGGACGAAGAAUAGGGAGCGAACCAAUCUCGAAGAAAAGAAAAGGCAUUGAAGGUCAACCUAAAGCGGAGGAUGGAAGUGGGAAAGGAGGGGACGGAGGAGCAAAUAGAGGCAUCUGACGACGCUGCUCUUGGAUGACAUGCGCACUACGGCUAAUGCCCUCACAUUCUUGAUGCGGCUUGCCAGCAGCAACGCCCGUCAUCUCAUAUCGACUGGCUCUGGCUGCAUCACGCACUCUGCAUCGCCGACGCUGCCAAGAACAAGUCGUAGUAGAAAUGUCCAUCGAUGUAGCUGCUUCUCCACCUGCGUCACUCGCAAAAGUCACAGGCCUCAAGCCGAGGCAUACUUUUCCCGCUGCUUUUCACCCACAUUUAACCUAAGCCUGGAAGAGCACCUCUUCCGCACUCGUCCAUCUCACAUUCCUGUUUGCCUCAUCUACAGAAACUCGCCAUGCGUCGUCCUUGGGCGCAAUCAAAAUCCUUGGAAGGAGCUGGAUGUGCUGGAAAUGAGGAGGCUUGGACUGCAGUGGGUUCGACGAAGAAGCGGGGGCGGUGCAGUCUAUCAUGAUCUUGGAAAUGUUAAUUACUCUUUUCACGUAGACAAGGCCGACUUUCUGCGCAGCACGCAUUCCGAGUUGGUUGUGCGCGCUCUCAAUGCCGAGCCGAUAGGAUUGCAAAGCCCUCAGCCUGGUUCUCCAUCCGCGACAGAUUUUCUAGGCACGCAAGCAGGGGCCUACGUAAACGGUCGAAACGACAUUUGCGUCCGGGUCAGGCUAGGAGGAGGGUCAGACUUGUCCGCGAACGAUGGACAGGCAGGGCCAGCAAGGCCGGAAGCGGGCGACGACGAGUCGCAACUUCAGUCUGAGCUUUUAGGGGCUGAGCGCAAAGUAUCCGGUAGCGCCUACAAGCUCAUCAAUGCGAGAGCUUACCAUCACGGAACGAUGUUGCUGUCCGCCCAAUUGUCCACCCUCGGCUCCAGCCUCAGGCCAAUCCGAGGAGAAGCAUUGCAAAGCAAAGGAGUCGCCUCCGUCCCUUCUCCUGUGGUCAACCUUUGCGCUGCCUACCCUCAUCGAGCUCAUGCCCUCGACGCGGAAAACUUUGAGCAGGGCGUUCUCAAAGAAUUCGAGAGGACGUAUGGGACGGCGAAAGUGCAGCACGUGGAGGAGGAUCAUCCGCUUGUCCAAAAUGAGCGCUUUCUCAAGGGCAGAGAAGAAAUGAAGAGCUGGCAAUGGACUCAUGGACAGACGCCCGAAUUUACGCAUGAUCUGCGGUACAGCAACCAGGUCUCUGCUGUUGUCGAUGGAGCUUUGCGCGAUGUCGAUUUCACACUGCAUUUGCACGUUAAGGGGGGCUUGGUGCAGCAAGCAAAAUUCGACAUACAACGAGCUCCGUCAUCGAUGAUCUCCGACACGCUACGAGAAAUGGCGACCAAAUUCGUAGGCGUACCUUAUGACGUACUUGCAAGCGCACCUAGGCGCGAGGGGGGAACAACGCGGCACGCCGCAGAUGCGCGAGAUCCUCCACAAGCGGCUAAAGCUCUGGAACAGGAGGCUGAAAGAUCUUUGGAAGCCUUGGGAUACACGAUCGGCGAUCUGUCUCAGCCACGGCGAAACGUAUUGCUCGACUCUGUCCGCUGGCUCAAGUCGAGUCUGUGAGAGUGUGCUCGCGCAGCUAGCUUUCGCUUUCCGGCCACACCUCCCGUCAUAGCGCAUGCAUGCGGCAUCCAGCCAGAUGUCGAGUCUGGGAGGCAGAGCAGCCACUUCAGCAACAUCGCAAUCUGCUUGGCAAAGCUCACCCUGCGAUCUAGUGUGCAGGGUGACCCUGCUCAUCAUGCGUUUCCAUUGCGUAAGUGCAUGCACGAACUGAACUUGGACAAGCCCAAUGUGUAGCGAGCAACGUGCCAGCCCGGUAGCUCCCUCGACGGGCCAUCUGUGUCUCCGUCGCGACGCAGCACAAGGCUUGAAAGCGACAGUGCCCCCCCCACCACCCACACCGAAGGGUACCUGUAUGGCGAACUUAGCUGGGCGCAACGAUAGCGCUUGGCAUAGGACGUUGCUAGCCCCUCGAGCAAUAUACGCUCGAGCUACACCACAUUCUUAGUCGCGAGUCGCACACGCCUUGCAAUCUACGCU